UGCCCCUACACACUCACACUCACUACGACACCUAACCCCACAUCCAGAGACAGCCAGAGCCUCCUGGACUCCACCAUGAAGAUCACCAUCCUCACAAUCGCUGUUGCCAUGCUGUCCGUCUGCAGUAGCUCGGCUUCUUCAGAUGUCUGCCCAGGGUUUCUUCAAGUCCUUGAGAGCCUCUUCACGGACCCAGAGUCCAGAUAUAAGGCAGCCCUGGAGUUUUACAGUCCCGGCUCAGAACUGCGAGAUGCAGGGAUCCAACUGAAGAAACUGGUGGAUACCCUCCCGGAGGAGACCAGAAAGAACAUCCUGAAGCUCUCGGAUAAAAUCCUAACAAGCCCUCUGUGUAAUCAAGGCCUACACUUCUAAAGCUCAGCGGACUUCAAAGAUAUCCCCCUGCUAAGAGCCCCCAUUGUUGCCCUGUACCCCCUUGACCUCCCCACACCUGUCCUGCCCUCCUCUCCGCAAUAAACUGCAAGCAUCUCAUUGG
Molecule: messenger RNA, 490 nt
Organism: Chionomys nivalis (European snow vole)
Lineage: Eukaryota; Metazoa; Chordata; Mammalia; Rodentia; Cricetidae
Gene: Scgb1a1
Product: secretoglobin family 1A member 1
Exons: 3
Coding region: 76-369 (97 amino acids)
Biological process (GO): signal transduction
Cellular component (GO): cytoplasm
Source: RefSeq, a predicted model, not a curated record